Hyaena hyaena (striped hyena) is the source of this 3338-nucleotide messenger RNA. It is a transcript of the gene CDK1, whose product is annotated as cyclin dependent kinase 1. The record is from RefSeq and is a predicted model, not a curated record. Gene Ontology annotation, cellular component: nucleus. The transcript is spliced from 8 exons. Gene Ontology annotation, biological process: protein phosphorylation; mitotic G2 DNA damage checkpoint signaling; G2/M transition of mitotic cell cycle. Lineage: Eukaryota; Metazoa; Chordata; Mammalia; Carnivora; Hyaenidae. Gene Ontology annotation, molecular function: cyclin-dependent protein serine/threonine kinase activity; ATP binding; RNA polymerase II CTD heptapeptide repeat kinase activity. Bases 117 to 1010 code for a protein of 297 amino acids.
CUGGCCCUUGGAAGUUGAGGCGGGAGCGACGCCGACGUGGUAGCCGCAGCCGCUUUCGUCGCGGGAUAAUAAGCCGGGUAGAGUUGCUGAGAAUCUACCCUAUCUACUGAUUAACUAUGGAAGACUAUACCAAAAUAGAGAAAAUUGGAGAAGGUACCUAUGGAGUUGUGUAUAAGGGUAGACACAAAACUACAGGUCAAGUGGUAGCCAUGAAGAAAAUCAGACUAGAAAGUGAAGAGGAAGGGGUUCCUAGUACUGCAAUUCGGGAAAUUUCUCUAUUAAAAGAACUUCGUCAUCCAAAUAUAGUCAGUCUUCAAGAUGUGCUUAUGCAAGAUUCCAGGUUAUAUCUCAUCUUUGAAUUCCUUUCCAUGGAUCUCAAGAAAUACUUAGAUUCCAUCCCUCCUGGUCAGUUCAUGGAAUCUUCACUUGUUAAGAGUUACUUGUACCAAAUCCUACAAGGGAUUGUGUUUUGCCACUCCAGAAGAGUUCUGCACAGAGACUUGAAACCUCAAAAUCUAUUGAUUGAUGACAAAGGAACAAUUAAAUUGGCUGAUUUUGGCCUCGCCAGAGCCUUUGGAAUACCUAUUAGAGUAUAUACACAUGAGGUAGUGACACUCUGGUAUAGAUCUCCAGAAGUACUGCUGGGGUCAGCUCGCUACUCAACUCCAGUUGACAUUUGGAGUAUAGGCACCAUAUUUGCAGAAUUAGCAACUAAGAAACCACUUUUCCAUGGGGAUUCAGAAAUUGAUCAACUCUUCAGAAUUUUCAGAGCUUUGGGCACCCCCAAUAAUGAAGUGUGGCCAGAAGUGGAAUCUUUACAGGACUAUAAGAAUACAUUUCCCAAGUGGAAACCAGGAAGUCUGGCAUCCCAUGUCAAAAACUUGGAUGAAAAUGGCUUGGAUCUGCUGUCGAAAAUGUUGGUCUAUGAUCCUGCCAAACGAAUUUCUGGCAAAAUGGCACUGAAUCAUCCGUAUUUUAAUGACUUGGACAAUCAGAUUAAGAAGAUGUAGCUUUUCUGAGUGUUUCUACGUAUCAAAAACAGAUAGUUAUAUUUUUACUGUUACCUCUGUCUAUUUUUGUUAUGUGUUUUUCUCUUUCUUUGUUGUAAACUUAAGCUGUACUUCGUCUUCUGAUUUCAAAACUGUAACUUAAAAUUGUAAAUAUUGUUCUAUAUGAAUUUAAAUAUAAUAAUUCUGUAUAUGUUUAUAGAUCUCACUGUAACAACUAUUUGUUACCAUAAUAAAAGUAUAAAUCUAGUACUGAUGUCAGGAAUUGGAAAAAUUUUGAGUUAGCUUAAACCAUCUCAGACCUUUUAGAGUCUGGUUUUCCUGUAGUUGGAACCACCAAAAUUUAGGAAAGUGUGCUAAAUUCAUAGUUCAUAAAGUUUGAAAUGCUUUUAUGCUCUGUUUAAAUUUUGUCAGUUUCUUGCCAACUGGUAACUGUACAACAGGCCAAAACAUGAGUAUUUUUCUGCUGGUAUUUCAGUUUGUGACCUAAAUGUUCAAGCAUUCAGAAUGAGAAAACUAUCGAGAUUUGAGAAACGAUGCUAAAUUUACAGAGGUUUUCAGUAACCUAUAAAACUAACAUUAGAGCAUGCCAAAGUUUGCUAAGUUUUACAGUCAAAGAUCAAGGGCUGCUCACAUCAGGGAAGAGCAGUUUAGAAAAUUUAUGAACUAGUCUAUUUUUAGGUAGGUUAUGAAAGCUGUUUGUCUAAGUGAAUUCUUAUGCCUUGAUCAGAGGUAAUAACUAGACAAAGGAGCUGCUCAUCUUGGCUUUCAAGUCUGGCUUAAAGUCUAUUUGCAAAUUUUGACAUAGUUUUGCUUAUUAGCCUUAGAAAUUCUGAUAUACAAGUAUUUAGCUAGAAUCACUAACUUUAAGAAUUGUUAAAUACUGCUCAUUGUGAUUCUCCUAUAUAAGGAGCAUAAUUUAAAUUUUUUGUUGUAGCCAAGAGGAAUAUCUGCGAAAAGAUUGAUCAUUUUUAGUGUACAUCUGUCUGUUGUCUAACCAUAUACCCUCUAUUCUUCCUGGUUACCUAUGGCUGGAAUUGGCAUUCCUGUAUUACUGGUUGCAUAUGUAAAGAGUGAUCUACCUAAUCCAUAUUGUCUUGGAAUUUUUGUACUCUGUAGGAGAAAGUAUGGGUUACUUUCUUUGACAGUUGGAUUUGUAAGAUGAGAGGUUUGGUCACUUCACUCUAGUCCUUUGUUGGAAGCCAGCCUGCAGUAAGAGUGCAGAAUCUAGGGAUGGCAGUCAUUUGUGGCCACAUUGUAAAGAGUUAAGAUUUCACCUGGGAAUUUGGUAAAUGAAAGGUCACACAAAAGAUUUAAUUCAGAUCGUGAAAAGACAUACCCACAGGCUUGAGUUUUCUUAUCUAUAAAGUGAAGUGUUCAACUGGAUCAGUUUUUCAAAUUGUGGAUUGCAACUCUAUAGUAGUUCACAACCUCUUCUCCUUGCCAUGUAGAAUAGAAACUCAGUGCAUCUUAUGAGUAAAUAUUUCUUGGUGCUUCUGUCUCAGUAAUGUAUAGAUACAUGAAGGUUACAAAUGGUUGGGGAUAAGUGUAUUUCAUAGAACCAGCAUCCAACCUCACUGUGAUUGAUGCUUGGAAUCUAAUUGUUUGAAGUGAAUAAGUCAUCAAUUUAGAACUUAUUUUGUGGGCCAGGGAAAUGAGAGCGUAGAACAGUGUGUGUGAUCAAUUGCUGUAAUGAGUGUCCUACUUUUGUGUAGUGUGUAAAGUGUCAGCUUCAGUGGCUGGAUGAAAGCUACUGAAUUGGGUCCUCCCUCAUCUCACAUAUUUUAAACUGGCUUGUGCUUUGUUGCUUCAAAUUAAUUUUAAAAUGGAACAUGUCUCUGGGUCAGUUCACUAGAAACACCUGAGACUAAUUCUGGUCCUAUCCUGAGCAGUUCUGAAGUUGAAAACUGGGAAAUGUAUCUCAGGAAACUUUGCUCUGAAGUUCCUCAGGCUGGUUCUGAUUCUGAUGCAGCCUGUUACUAUCAGUUAGUGAUGAGUUUAAUGAUACUUAGUUUUCGUUGUCUUAAAACUUCAUGGCAUCAUGUUGGUAUCUUUAAUUUGUUCUAUUUCUGUUUCAGUCUAUAUUAUGACAGAUGGGAGAUAGCUAUAUAUCUUGUCACCAAUAUAAGACUUCCAUAUACUUGAGCAUAGCACUGGGACAAUUGUCCUAUGUUAGCAUUGUCCCGAGUCUUUACAGAAGGGUUAAAAAAAAUUUUUUUUUAAGUUUAAAUAUAUAAGCAGUAAUGAUGCAGAGGUUAAUACACAAUGUACAAUAAAAUCUUAAUUUACAUGGAGACAUGGCAUAUAAAUUAAAUGUUUUUUAAAAAAUGA